GUCAUGGCGGACAGGUAAGUGGACUUCCUUGAUGAUGACAUUAGCGUGUUUUCUUUCUGCCAGGGAGGAGAUUGUUGACCAACUCGGCAUCUUUGACACGUCCGUGGGUAGAAAUGACAACACAAGCUGUGAUUUUUCACAAAUUCCUCAGUGAAUUCACCAAGACAUCACUGUGGUGUUAUUGAGUCGGAGAGCUAGCUUGCGCAGCUAGUUGGUCCAUGACGAUGACAGCCGCUUUACUGCCGUGUUACAGACACCGUUUGGAAAUAAUUAAGGGAAAGGCCGCAUCUUGCAAAUGGACAUGUCGUGUGGACUCCUGCCCAGGCCACUGCAUGGAAGAGAACCCCGGGGCCGUGUGCGGAGCAGUCAUGCGGAAGAGGAAACCAGGGGAAGUAUCUUUGGCCAGGCAAGUCUGGAUGGUCACGAGGCCAAGAUGGCGUCAUGGAUGAGAGGCAACACUUGCAGCAAGGGUCCCCAGUAAGAAUGAUCAGCACAUUACUUCAUCAAUCCAGAGAUUUAAAGACGUGUAUGAGCUAAGUGGCCAUUUUACCUACAUUUUUGUUAUGCCUCCACAACCUGUAGAAAGGGUGGUCCCCACAAGUGAUGAUCAAACACUUGGUCCCCAUUCCAAAUGAUAACCAGUAUGUGUGUGUGUGUGUGUGUGUGUGUGUGUGUGUGUGUGUGUGUGUGUGUGUGUGUGUGUGUGUGUGUGUGUGUGUGUGUGUGUGUGUGUGUGUGUGUGUGUGUGUGUGUGUGGGGUGCAGAUUUGACAUUAUCUAGCACCCACUCCCUGGAAAUCUAUUUUAAGUAAAGUGACUGGUUGGGUGUUUUUUACAUUUGUAUUUUUUUUCCAAAGCAGAAAAAAAGCAGCACACCAGUGGAGUGUUGGUUCAAGAAAGAAAGGAAGGAAUAUACUGCAAGAAGUAUGAAUCUCCGCAGUCCGACAUGCAGCACCGUGCUGCACAACACAAAGCAUCACAGCCUCUAAUCCGGAUGUGCCGAUGUCUCCGACUCCAAAGCCCAGUGCACUGAAGGAAGAAGUCUGUUGAGCUAAGGUUAGGUAAGGAUUAUGAUUAUUCUUCAUCGAAACAAGAAGAUGUAAACAUCCCAUCAGUCGACAUCCCAGUGAGAGCAGACCUUGUGCUUGUGACUACUUCCGCCCGCCGCUACCUGGAGGAAGCGUGGGACGCAAGCUUGCUGGUUGGUGUCUUGGACUCUACCAAACCUUACCUGUCUUUUCCAGUACUCGAGGCUCAAGCGAGAGACUUUGCAGCGACCAAUCAAAUGAGUUCCGGGGAGCGCGGGUCGUGGUCAUCCCUGCCCUGCGCUCAGGUUUCUAAACUCGCUCCAGGUGGGAUGGAACAAUCCAUAUAACACGUCACAGAUGACGUCACGCUAACAUCACGUGACACCUCUGAUGAAGGCUGCAGAAGCAAGACAGCCGAAACUUGUCAGUUGACGUCAUCAUAAAUGAAGAGCGGAACCGAAAAUGUGUAUCGGUGUCGUCGCCUGGAGGUCCCUUUUAAGUGUGACUACUUCCGCCCCCCUACAGGAAACCAGGGACGUUGGCGUCUUGGACUCUUCCAAACCUUACCUGUGUUUUCCAGAAAGUCCCACUAUGCUGUGCACACCAGCACCCCAAGAGAGUGUCUUCAAUAUCCGUCCAUGCACUAAGCUCAAGCUGCUGACACGGCAGCUCAUCAGCCGGCACCGAUGGGACUCCACAGCGCGUUCACCGACAACAGAAAGAAGCCUCAAGACAGAAAGGCGCAAACAAAACACUGGAUUACUUUGGACUUCUGUUGGAGUUAUACACGCACACGUAUUGAAGGAUUCAUGUGAUUGCAAGUGUGUGGACUUAGUCAAAAGUUGAAGGUGGUGGCUGAGGUGAGGCGAGGCGUGUGAAACUAUGUGGCUUCUCUGCUCCUGCCUGGCUCUGCUGGCCCUCAGCUUCAGAUCAUGUGACACGCUGGCAUCAGAACAAGAUGUACAGUGCCCAUCCUUACAAGUGGACGAAUGGAAGUUUCCUCAUUCAUCUGGGGAAAACAUCACAGGUUUCAAUUUGAUAAGGCGGUUCUCCCUACUCAAGAAUCCAGAUGUCAAAAAGAUCCGCAACCCUCGCGGACCCAUCAUCCUCCGCCUGGGCAAGACCCCCCUCCUACGCCCUACUGACGAGGUCUUUCCUGAUGGUCUUCCCGAGGAGUUCACUCUCAUAUUCACCUUGGCGUUAAAGAAGGCUGCCCUGAGGGACACCACCUACCUCAUUCAGAUAUCUGAUGACCAGGGAUACCCACAGCUCUCUGUAGACAUAAAUGGCCCAGAAGGCACCCUGUCAUUGAGAGCCAGAGGGGAAGACCCUGCAGCUGACCCUCUGAGCUGCGUUUUCACCAACGAGGGCGUGGAGUCUCUGAUGGAUCUACGCUGGCACAAGGUGGCCCUCAGUGUGCAGCGAGAAUCUGCCUCCCUUCACGUGGAUUGCAGCUCCACCGAGACGAAAGCCCUGGAGCCUCGCAGGAGAUUGAGCACCGAUGGACAUACUCUUCUGGGAAUUAGAGCUUCAGACGCCGGGCCUGCACUGGUGGACAUUCAGCAGGUGAUGCUGUAUUGCGAUCCAUCCCUGGCCAGUCUGGAAGCCUGCUGUGAGAUACCAGGAGCUCGGUGUCCACCAGAUGCCUCCAAGAGCCGACGGGCUGCAGAGAAUGACUUGUCGGAAAACUCUUUCAACCAGGAAUUCUUCUCAUCCAAGGAUCUGGCUGAAAAAGUCUUAACUCUUGCAAGAGUUUCUGGGCUCAAAGGAGAAAAAGGCGACCGGGGUGAUGGCUGUUCUGGCACGCAUUCAGGCCCAUGUACGGAAGGACCCCAGGGCCAGAAGGGAGAGAGAGGAGAGACGGUGCUGCCUGCCAACUGGGGCGAAGCAGCUCACUUUCAGGGAGUAAAAGGCCAGAAGGGAGAGAUCGGGCCGCAGGGCCUUACAGGCACUCCAGGGUUGAACGGUCGAGCAGGCACCAUCUGCGUAGUCGGCCCCAAGGGACAGAAGGGCGUCUCCGGUUUAGUGGGUCCUGAAGGCUUGGCUGGGGAGCCAGGGAUGCCCGGACGUCCUGGCCUACCCGGGAUUGGAAAGCCAGGUCCACCAGGCCUUCCUGGUGAGCCUGGGGGUGCAAAAGGAGACAAGGGGGACAUUGGACCUGCAGGAGAUGGAUUUCCCGGAGAUCCAGGGCCGAGAGGACCAGGAGGGCCGAAAGGAGCAAAGGGUGACCCAUGCGAAGUGUGCCCCUCGCUGCCAGCUGAUAUCGGCAACAACGUAGCUCUGCAGGGUAUGCUGGGCCAGAAAGGAGAACCCGGGUUACCAGGCAUUGGAGAUAGAGGACCACCUGGACUUAGAGGCACGGAUGGCAAGGCCGGACAGAAGGGACAACCUGGAUCAGAUGGCACGAAAGGCGAAAAGGGUGACUCCUGCUCUGCGUGCCCCACCCUGGGAGAGUUACCCCCAAACCUGGUCCCAGGUGUCCUGAGUCAAACCCUACAGGUGAAGGGUCAAAAAGGAGAAGCCGGCUUUGGAGUUAAAGGAGAGCAGGGAGAGGCAGGAAAUGUAGGACCACCUGGCCCAAGCGGGGAGAAGGGUAAUGCAGGGCGAAGAGGAGCUGAUGGUAAACCGGGGAAAGUUGGGCCGAGAGGAUCUGCUGGAAAGAACGGAGAGAAAGGCGGAAAGGGAGAGACAGGACUUCCUGGUCUCAGUCUUCCUGGCCAAAAAGGAGAACGAGGCGAGUGUGGUGUGUGCCAACCAUACGAGGUUGGCAGCGGACCGGCCAGCAUUAAAAUACCCGAGGGCUCUCGAGGCAACCCGGGCGAGCCAGGCCCUCCGGGUUCCCCUGGACCUCCCGGGCUCGGGGCGGAUGGCAUACAGGGCCUCCCAGGUUUUGAUGGAGAGAAAGGAGAUAAGGGUGACCAAGGAGACCAAGGAGAUAAGGGCGUUAAUGGCGCUCCUGGAGUCCCAGGACUGCCUGGAGAGUCUGGAAGAGAUGGAUCAAUAGGCUUAAAGGGAGAAAAGGGCGAUGCUUGUACCAGCUGUUCGUCUCUGGGCACUGCAGCGGGUGACGGUCUAGCUGUGCCCGGGCCAAAGGGGGAGAGAGGAGAGCCCGGCCCCCAAGGACAAGGGAAGGCAGGCAGGAAUGGUAAACCAGGAUUACCAGGUCCACAGGGGCCUCCUGGUAUCAAAGGGAGCAAGGGAGAAUCUGGACCUGCAGGUGUUGGCCUUCCUGGUAUUCAAGGUGUUGAGGGACCAAGAGGACUUCCGGGUCUUGUUGGACCUCCUGGUUCAAUAGGAUUACCAGGCCCUGCUGGUCCUCCCGGGGAACAGGGCACGAGCGGGGCCGUGGGACCUCCAGGGCCGCAGGGGCCAAUGGGCAUCGGCAUAACAGGGCCCCCAGGUAGAGACGGAGCCCCCGGCUCUCUUGGGUUGCCAGGAGCUGAUGGAAGACAUGGAGUUGAUGGACCUAAGGGGGACAAGGGUGACGCUGGAGAGUGCAACUGCAUAAUGCCAAUGCACACAGGCGCAGGUGGACCAGGAGCUCCAGGAGCUGUAAUAAGCCCAUGGCAGCCUGGGCCUCAGGGACCUCCAGGACCUCCAGGCCCCCCUGGCCCACCAGGUCUUCAAGGUUUCGAUGGAGAGCAAGGGCCACAGGGUGUCGCUGGAAACGACGGGAAACCGGGUUUGCCAGGAUUCAAAGCUGACCUGCAGAUGCUGCCUCAGGAUGCCUCAGAAGAAGAUAAGACAUGUGUCGGGGACUGUUCCCAAGGGAUGCCAGGGGUUCCAGGUAUGGCAGGAGCCAAAGGAGAAAAGGGAGACCAGGGCAAGCCUGGUGUCACCCCCGUGGAAAACUGUGACAGUUGUGCAGACAAACUGCAGGCAACACAAGCAAGGGAUGACUGUAGCUGCACGGGACAACCUGGAGUUCCGGGAGUACCUGGAUCACAGGGAACACGUGGGGAGCCUGGCAUACCAGGAGAGAGAGGACAUGCUGGAGUUCCAGGAAUCAUGGGACCACCAGGUUUCCAAGGACCCCAAGGCCCACCCGGAUCAUCUGGUCAGCCAGGUGAGCAAGGGCCAUCGGGACCAGCUGGACUCAAGGGGGAACAGGGCCCUUCAGGGACUCCUGGGUAUCCAGGUUCCAUGGGGCCUCCUGGAAUGCCUGGAUUGAAGGCUGAGCGUGGGAGCCCAGGAACCGCCGGUGAGAAAGGAGAAGCGGGUCCUGCUGGUCUCCCCGGGUACCAAGGACAGGCGGGCGCAGCAGGAGGUAAAGGAGACACUGGACCAGCAGGACCUGAUGGACCAAAGGGAGAUCAGGGCUUUCAAGGACAACCCGGAUUCCCAGGACCACCAGGUGCACCAGGUCUCGCUGGCAAACCAGGACGGGAAGGACUCGCAGGGCUCAAGGGUGAAAAGGGCAAUAGUGGUAGCCAAGGUUCUCAAGGACCAACAGGACCUUCAGGCUCGCCGGGCUCCCCAGGACUGAUGGGUCCUCCCGGUAUAGAAGGAAUAGAUGGCAAAGAUGGAAAGCCAGGACUUCGGGGAGAGGCGGGUCCCCCAGGUCCUGUGGGUCCACGAGGAAUCCCAGGAUUUAAAGGCAAAACGGGCCACACUGGCUUCCCAGGACAGAAGGGCGAUGUCGGCCCUUCAGGCCCACCUGGAUCACCUGGUAGACCAGGACAUGAGGGGGAUCCCGGUACACCAGGAGCCCUGGGACGACCCGGACCAUCUGGCCACGUCGGUUCUACGGGUCCAGCUGGACCCCCAGGACCUCCUGGUCCGUCGGGAGUGGGUGUAAAGGGAGACAAAGGUCAGGCAGGAGAGAGAGGUCUGCCAGGAAUGUCUGGUGCCCCAGGCACACCUGGUCACCCAGGACUUAUGGGGGAGCCAGGCAAUGACGGUUCCCCUGGUAAAGAUGGGUUGGUAGGCCUGCCAGGGGGGAACGGGCAGACAGGCCAAAAGGGUGAGGCAGGGGCUACGGGUCAAAGAGGACCAGCAGGGGAGAGAGGCAGACCGGGGCCCCCUGGUGGAGGUUUAGGAUAUCACUCCAAGGACGCACAACCCAUGAUGGGCCCGGUCGGACCCAGAGGCGAGAGAGGAAGCCCUGGCUCAGACGGUACACCCGGACCACCUGGAUCUCCCGGGAUGCCAGGAAAUGAAGCGGUGGUCAAUUAUGACGAAGUCAAGAAUUUCAUCCGUCAGCAGGUCAUCAAAAUAUUUGAUGAGAGAAUGGCCUACUACAUGUCUCGCAUGCAGACGCCUGUAGAAAUGGUGGCAUCUCCCGGUCGGCCCGGACCUCCAGGGAAAGACGGCACUCCGGGUAAUCCCGGAGCGCCCGGCGCACCUGGAAUCCCCGGGCAUAUCGGUCGUCAAGGACGGUCCGGACCCCAAGGACCAGCUGGACCGAGAGGACCGGGGGGGCCUAAGGGAGAUAAAGGGAUGGGGGAGAUGGGAGACACAGGACCACCAGGAGCACCAGGUGUCCCGGGGCCCCCAGGCUACGGUAAAAUGGGGCCGCCGGGUUCGGUGGGCCAGCAGGGAGUGCCCGGAAUCCCAGGCCCGCCCGGACAGGCCGGCUCCAAGGGACACGACGGCCGCUGUAAUCCUUCGGACUGCAUGAGCCGCCAAGUAGAAUACAACCAGAAGGGCCCGUCUGUCAAGGGCCCCUGGUAGAUGAAAGGCAGGCAAGGAGCAGAGGUAGGGGGGACUAAAGAGGGUGGCGAGCUAAAGACACAAAGGGCCUGAUCUACUAAGAUAACGGAUUAUGAGUGAUCUACUAAGACUGCGUGCAAAAGUGGUGCAGACCGUCAUAUUUAAAUGUGGAUUUAGCGUGUACUACCAGGGAGACACUCAUUUACUGUUUUGUUAUGUUGUGAAACAUGCAGCACACACAAUCUGCGACACUUUUCUGCGAUAUGGAAUCGGGUGGGAGGCGUGGCAGCAACCUGAGGGGUUCCCGGUUCGAUCCCCGGCUUCCGCCAUCCUAGUCACGUCCGUCGUGCCCUUGAGCGAGACACUUCACCCUGGCUCCUGAUCAUGGUUAGGGCCAUUUUAACUUCAUUACGUUACAACAGCGCGUACAUAUUUGAAAACACUUCUACAGUCAUCACAUUGUUUUAGUUAUAUUGUAAAACUUGGCAUCAGUGUGUGAAUGUGGAAAUAGUGUCAAAGGUAGAAAAGCGCUAUAAAAGUAUAACCCAUUUGACCCCGACUUAAACAAGUUGAAAAACUUAUUCGGGUGUUACCAUUUAGUGGUCAAUUGUACGGAAUAUGUACUUCACUGUGCAACCUACUAAUAAAAGUCUCAAUCAAUCAAUCAAUCAAACCAUGUUUUAGCACGCCGUAGGUACGCUCUGGGAGACUUCACCAUUACAACACCGACAAUACUGUCAAUGCUGAAAUGAUCCAGUUGCAAGAAAAUGCAUGUUGCAACAAGUUUAUAAGAAUAAUCUAUCUCCAAAAGGAAUGUCUGAACAUGCUUGGCCUCAAAGCCGAUCCAAUCCAAAAUGUUUCAGAGCAAAAAGUAAACAAAAUAACAUUUUAAUAAAGUUAUCUCACUAAAUAUAUAAUUUACGAGUAAUGUUGUAAUAUGUUAAAGAGGUUCAUUUAGCCUACUAAUGUGUAUUUAUAAAUGGUUGAUUUAUAUAGGCUAGUAAGAUAGCCGAAACUUGUCAGGUACAAAACUUUACCUUACUAGCCUAUAUAAAUCAACCAUUUAUAAAUAAUGUUGUAAUGUUACAUGUGUGCUAUUGAAUGUUAUCUUCUUAGCCAAAUAAAGUGUUUAGUGCACAAUAGGUCAACUAGGGCUGCAACAACUAAUCGAUUAAAUCAAUUAAAAUUGAUUAUAAAAAUAGUUGGCGAUUCAUUUAGUCAUCGAUUCGUUGGAUCUAUGCUAUGCGCAAGCGCAGAGGCUCCUUUUU
Molecule: messenger RNA, 7947 nt
Organism: Entelurus aequoreus (snake pipefish)
Lineage: Eukaryota; Metazoa; Chordata; Actinopteri; Syngnathiformes; Syngnathidae
Gene: col16a1
Product: collagen, type XVI, alpha 1
Exons: 82
Coding region: 1910-6700 (1596 amino acids)
Source: RefSeq, a predicted model, not a curated record